CUAUAGUUUUUACAUAAAGGAUAAAUACAUGGAUUUUGGGUAGAUAGAUGAUAGAUCCAUCAUCCAGUCCAUCUAGCGGCCAUGAGACACGGUCUACGUAUUCACACGAGAAGAUGUAUACCUGUGUUGUAUCUGCAUACCAGUAAUUUAUAUCUAUCUAUUUCAUUAUAUUACCUUCUCUCAAUCCUUUGAUCUGAGGUACACACUGCUUUCAUUUCAAUUCGACUUGUUUUCAAUCAGUUCCAAUUGCUCCAAACCCAAAGUUCCAACAAAUCCUCGACUUGAAAAGAUUAUUCCGUGAAUUGUUGAUUGAAUACCUAAAUUGAUCGAUUCCAUUUCCUUCUGCAUCUCUUAUGGUUUUGGUUUUGGGAGAGAAAAGGUGAUUUGAUUUGAUUUGUUUGCAUGUUGGAUCUGUUUCUCUCUUGGUAGAUUGAAUCGGUACACUCCUUUUUCUCUCGAUAUAUAUCUUCCUUCUUCAUCAUACAUCUGAUUUGUUGUUGAUAUCAAAUGAGUAUCAUCUUCGAAAUCCAAAGAAUCAUCCGUAUCUUAAUGCACGAGAAUCUGUAGAUGAAUUGUUGAUUCAGAGGAACGACGCAAACACGAAGGGUUUCGUGUCUGUAAAAGGAUCUGUAACGGAUCCAUCAACUGAAAAUAGGGGGUUUGGUUGCACGGCUGUUCUGGAGUGCAUAUUGAGUAUUAUCAGGGCCCUAAGGAUGGGGUCCUGCUUAUCCGGAGAAAGCAGGAGCCCUCACCCAAGCUCUCCAUCACCGACUUUCAGUAUCAGAAAGAGGAAAAACGCUAAGAAAAAAACCUCCCGGAGCUCUUCUUUCAAUUCCCAGAGGGAGGAGCACCUCCACCGGAUUCCCGGAAGAAUGUUCUUAAACGGAUCUAGUCAGGCCGCAUCACUCUUCACCCAACAAGGCAAAAAGGGUACCAAUCAGGACGCCAUGAUUGUUUGGGAGAAUUUUGGAUCAAGAACAGACACGGUGUUCUGUGGUGUUUUUGAUGGGCAUGGGCCGUUUGGUCAUAUGGUUGCAAAAAGAGUGAGGGACUCUCUUCCUUUAAAGCUGAGUGCACAUUGGGAACUGAAUAUAAAGGGAAGUAAUGAUGUCCUACGAGAAGUCAACCUUAAUCAUGAAGUAGAAACUCCAUUAACUGGUGAUGAUGAUUCCAGGCUUCUCAUGGAUCUUGAAAUCAAUAAGAAUCCUGAGAAAUUACAGUCCUUGAAGGACACGUUUUUGAAGGCGUUUAAAGUCAUGGAUAGGGAACUCAGAAUGUAUGCAAAUAUCGAUUGCUUCUGUAGUGGGACAACUGCAGUGACUUUGAUUAAACAGGGUCAUGAUCUUGUAAUUGGAAAUGUUGGAGACUCGAGAGCGAUAUUGUGUACAAGAGAUAAUAAAAGUAAUUCUCUAGUUGCUGUUCAGUUGACUGUGGAUUUGAAACCAAAUCUUCCAGCUGAAGCAGAACGAAUCCGUAGAUGCAAAGGUCGUGUUUUCGCUCUUCAAGAUGAACCGGAGGUGACUAGGGUUUGGCUACCCAAUAACGAUUCACCAGGUUUAGCCAUGGCGCGUGCAUUCGGCGAUUUUUGCCUCAAGGAUUUCGGCCUCAUCUCCGUUCCCGAUAUCUUCUACCGCCGUUUAACACAAAACGAUCAAUUCGUCGUCUUAGCAUCAGACGGGAUCUGGGAUGUGCUUACGAACAAAGACGUUGUGGACAUCGUAGCUUCUGCUGAAUCACGUUCAUGUGCGGCUAGGGCGGUGGUUGAGGCGGCGGUGCGGGCAUGGAAGUACAGGUAUCCGACUUCUAAAGUGGAUGAUUGUGCAGUCGUUUGCCUUUUUCUUUCCCCGCAUUCGAACAAUAAUAUCUCGACGGCUUCCGCCGCUGAUCUGGUGGAUAAAAAGGAGCCGAUCUCUUUGGCGGCGGAAGAAGGAGCCGAUGCAGAUGAUGAGCUGGCGGGAACGCUAGACGAGGACCAGUCGACGAUGGAGACGGAAGGUGGAAUUGACUGGUCUGCCCUUGAAGGCGUGGCACGUGUCAACACAUUGUUAACUUUGCCGCGGUUCGUGCCGGAGGAGGCCGGAAAACAGCCACCGGGAAACAAAAAGACCAAUUGAAGACGACAGAGACGGACGGAUUCUUGGAAAUUUAUUUUCGGAUGCGUUUUGAUUUUUUGUUCAUUGUUGUGGUUUGUUUGAUUAAAAAAACUGAAAAUUGAAAAGGGAAAAAAGAUUAAAGAACAAAAAGCCUCGACUAUAUUAGAGCGUUGGGGCAGAAUCGUAAUUUUGUAAAACCAGCUCUUCUUGGG
This is a messenger RNA of Lactuca virosa, 2305 nucleotides long. The record is from the annotation of a GenBank genome assembly. Lineage: Eukaryota; Viridiplantae; Streptophyta; Magnoliopsida; Asterales; Asteraceae.